Corticium candelabrum is the source of this 1156-nucleotide messenger RNA. RefSeq names its product SPARC-like. The coding region runs from base 97 to 915 and encodes 272 amino acids. Gene Ontology annotation, biological process: anatomical structure development. Gene Ontology annotation, molecular function: calcium ion binding; extracellular matrix binding; protein binding. The transcript is spliced from 7 exons. The record is from RefSeq and is a predicted model, not a curated record. NCBI's taxonomy places the organism in Eukaryota, Metazoa, Porifera, Homoscleromorpha, Homosclerophorida, Plakinidae.
UUUCCGCACAUGGUUCCACUUCCUGUCUAGUUUCGGCGAAAGCAUCCCUACGGUUCCGCCUAGGAAAAUGCUGAGCUUGAGUGGUUGCUUCCGCUCAUGUUCCUACAUAAACAAGAGCGAUCAGCAAGCUCCCACAGAUUGAGCAGCUCCAGGUCGUACUGUGUAAACCGAGAGGCCAAUAGUGCGUAUACUAGCAGGAUCGAGAUGUCUCUGUUUGCUGUGCUUCUUCUGUUUGCAUUUACGUGUGUCAGUGACUCUGGACCCGUUCCAGCUCCAGCUUCAAAUGGCGUUACUGGAGUCGUGGCUGGUCCGUUUGACUCACAUUGUCGAAUCAGAGUGUGUGGACGAUCCAAGUUGUGUGUCAUCGAUGGUCAAGGACGCGAGUUCUGUGUCUGCAAAACUUGUCCUGUGACUUCGUCUAGGAAAAGCAAGCCAGUUUGUGGUACAGACGGGCAGACCUACCCGAGCAAGUGUGCUCUGAGGUACCAACGUUGCUCUACCAGAAGUAAGACACUAAAACAAGCACACAAGGGCGAAUGCCUUGUUUCGAAAGUGACCGAUUUUUCUGAGAAGGAUUGCUCUGCUAAAGAAAAGAGUAGCUUUACUGCAUACUUUAUGGAUCGACUACUGGAUGAAAUGCAACUUAUGGAAACAGGAAGGAUUUCAAGCACUGUGUCGGGGAAAUUUGGUCUUCUCUCGAAAAUUCAACAGAAUGCUGUCAUCAACUGGCAAUUUGCUGCAGCGGAUCAGAAUCCCAAAGACGAAUACUUGAGCCCUCAUGAGACCAACAGGUUGUAUUCAUUGGUGCCCGACAAGAAGGCAUGCUUGAUUGAUCUUCUUUCGUCGUGUGAUAUCGACAACAAUGGGCGACACAGCAGAGCAGAGUUGAGAUUUUGUCUUCUUCAAGAGCACUGAAUGUGAUGAGCAGGACGAGGUUCUGAAAAUAUUUUAGGAUAUAAGGACCACAUGUUUAUGGCUGAGACUAGAAACUAUGGACAUCGAUAAUAACUCCAUGCAUCAUGUAAUUGGCAUUUCGGUGCCUUUUUUACAUACAUCUAGAAUUCCUACAGACAAGAGCGGCUUUUAAGUUUUGUAAGUCUACGUUGCGUAUUGAAGCGGCAUAUGUACAUAAUCAAUAGAUGGUACGGUAAAUCGA